Molecule: messenger RNA, 388 nt
Organism: Perkinsus marinus ATCC 50983
Lineage: Eukaryota; Perkinsozoa; Perkinsida; Perkinsidae
Product: Acylphosphatase-2, putative
Exons: 4
Coding region: 6-341 (111 amino acids)
Molecular function (GO): acylphosphatase activity
Source: RefSeq, a predicted model, not a curated record
UUUGAAUGAGCACAACUCCCUCGAGCAACACCUCCCCUCGUGUUCGCAGUGCCUUCAGUCGGGUUGAAUUUGAGGUCUUCGGCAAAGUUCAAGGGGUCUUCUUCCGGCGAGAUGCGGCUCUCGAGGCUGAGAGGCUUGGACUCCACGGAUGGUGUAUGAAUACUCCUGCUGGCACCGUAGAUGGAUGCAUCGAGGGACCUGCUAAGAUCGUCGACGAGAUGGUUUACUGGCUUGGAAAUGUCGGAAGCAAACGGUCCCGAAUAGCCCGCUUGGAGAUUAAGAACAGGAGGGAGAUCUCAAUGGACGAUAGGCAGUUCACCUCCUUUCUGGUACGCCACUGACACAUUUUCAAGUCUGGUGAGCUUUCAAAAUAUCACAAUAAUUUCCC